GCAAAAAAAAAUCCCAACAAAAUCUGCGGAAGUAGCGAAGGCGGGAAAAUUUAUUCAAAUUUGUAAAUUAUUUGAAGUAGGCAAAAUUUACAAAGCACACCACGUGCCGCUUUCACUCCCAGAGCCAAAAAUGUGGUGCCUUACAUAUACAAAGACGAAUCAGACGCAGUGGAGAAAGGUUACACUUUUGAAGAAUUGGAAUUUACCUAGCCUUCCUAUAAGAAUGAUUCUAUCGUGACACCGAUUGAAAAUUUGAGUAUAUGGAGUGGCGGAAAUUGGGUGAAAUGUACAGUGAAAACUAAUUUACUUCUAAGAAUGCAUUACGACCAACUUCUUAUAACUUGUGAAGAUAAAGUUUUAGAAUCUAUAAAUACUAGCAAAAAACUCAAGGGCAUUUUUAAAGACGAUGUUUUAAUUUUGAUUAUUAACGCAGAUGGUCAAGAGGUGAGGAAAAUUAAAUUUCAAAUCAGAGAGAAUUUACUGCAAUGCCUGCAAGAACUGAAAGCUCGCUUUCCUGUAGUGAGCUAUGGCUCAGUGGCGAGUAAAUGUAAAAUUACAACGAAGUAUAAUGAUGUAAAAGACGUUUUUAAAAGUGUUUUGGAAGACAAAGUGAAGCUAAAUGAAUUGCCAAUACCCGAAAACUACUCGAGUUUCAUGAAACUAUGUCUACUCGAUCCCGCGUUUCCGCAGUUAGUGCAGCAAGCUAAGCAAAUACUUGAUACAAAAGUAUUGAAUAAAGAAUCAUUGAUGUAGAUUUUUUUAGUAAAAAUGAAUUAAAUAGAAUCUGCUUAUUUUAUUUAGCACUUUUAUUUCCUCAUCAUAGC
Molecule: messenger RNA, 824 nt
Organism: Maniola jurtina (meadow brown)
Lineage: Eukaryota; Metazoa; Arthropoda; Insecta; Lepidoptera; Nymphalidae
Exons: 4
Coding region: 316-753 (145 amino acids)
Source: RefSeq, a predicted model, not a curated record